Molecule: messenger RNA, 1454 nt
Organism: Nicrophorus vespilloides
Lineage: Eukaryota; Metazoa; Arthropoda; Insecta; Coleoptera; Silphidae
Gene: mrj
Product: dnaJ homolog subfamily B member 6-A
Exons: 6
Coding region: 46-885 (279 amino acids)
Cellular component (GO): nucleus; cytoplasm
Molecular function (GO): Hsp70 protein binding; protein folding chaperone
Source: RefSeq, a predicted model, not a curated record
UAAGUUCUUUUAACCCUGGGGCGCAAGGACAACUCAAGCGCCGCGAUGGUGGACUACUACAGGGUCCUCGAAGUACCACGCGGCGCUUCUACCGCUGAUAUCAAGAAGGCAUACCGUAAGCUAGCGCUGAAAUGGCAUCCAGACAAGAAUCCAGAGAACAUGGACGAGGCGACGAAACGUUUCAAAGAGAUCUCCGAAGCAUACGAAGUCCUUUCAGAUGAUUCGAAACGCAAGAUAUACGACAGCAGGAGUUCCCAGAGGUCUAGCAGUAGAACGGCGCGCUCCUUCAGGACGUACUUCGACUCGCACACCCCUUUCCAUCGGUUCUUCGAGAAGAAAAGGCGCAUGUACGAUCAAUACGGAAAAGAAGGUUUGAUCAAUGGUGGAAGUCCGAGAGGCCGCAGCAGACACGAGGAUGACUUCGACAUGGACUUUGGUUUCUUCACGUUCAGAGAUCCCGAAGACGUGUUCAGGGAGUUCUUUGGGGAUUCCCCGUUGGGCGGUUUGUUUGGAGAAUUACACCAUGUCCACGGUCAUAGAGAUAGGAGACGCAACCGCAACUCUCAUCCGCAGACGGCGCUCAGUUCACAGCUCUUCAGCCCGUUCGGCUUCAGCUUGGGCAGCAGCAUCAUGGACGAGUUUUUGGGAUCACACGGAGGCGGCGGCUUCAGCUCCUUCAGCACGUUCAACGGCUCCUUCACGAACGGCGGCGGUAGUAACGUUAACAUGAAGAGGACAUCGACGUCCACCAAAUUCGUUAACGGAAAGAAGAUCACAACCAAGAAGGUGUUUGAGAACGGAAAGGAGACGGUGAUGUCCUACGAGAACGAUGUCUUGAAGUCGAAAACGGUGAACGGGGUGUCACAGAGUAUAGGUUACAGUUAAGCGUAAUCCAGCCGCGCCAUGGAGAUGAUGAACGAGAAGAGAUCGUAUAAAUAUAUAUUUUUUAAAUGUGUCUUUAAUUAUAUAAUUCAACAAAUCUGGACGGAAGGAAUGUGUUUCGUGGCCUACACUGUUCUACACCACACCAAAAAAAAAAAACAACAACAACAAUAAACAACAAAAAUAAAACCCUGAUGAUCCUCCUCCUCCACACGCGGCAAAAUUUUUCAGUUGAAUUUCGGAUGCGAAGAUCAACGUUGUAAACACACAAAACACAUACACAAAAAAAAAGACUUACUCUCCACCGACGCAACCUGUCCCAUGAAGAUUAUUUAAAUUUUGUUUAUUAUAAUUAUAAUUAUUAUUACUAUAUUAUAUUAAAUUCUGAUUUCAGAAUGUCCACCUGUAUCUUUAUUUACUAAGGAGCUAGUUAGCUUUUUAUUUAAUAGUCAUUUAGUUAUUUUUUUUUUGUUCGUUCUUUCGUUUCUUCACAACAUUUAUUAUUAUUUUUUUUAAUAAGAAACCCGAGCUGUGAGGUUUCCCUAACGUAUAAUAUAUUUUUAUUAUUAUUA